UUCGCCGCCAUCGUAGGGCGUGCGUCUGACUCUUCCUCGCCAUGUCUUCUCACAAGACUUUCAGGAUCAAGCGUUUCCUGGCCAAGAAACAAAAGCAGAAUCGGCCCAUUCCCCAAUGGAUUCGGAUGAAAACUGGUAAUAAAAUCAGGUACACCUCCAAGAGGAGACAUUGGAGAAGAACCAAGCUGGGUCUAUAAGGAAUCGCACAUGAGAUGGCACCACAUGUUUUUGCUGUGUCAGGAUUGCUUGGAUCUUAACCGUGGCACUGAAAAGAUCGCUACUAUCUGAACAGUUGGUUGUGUUUUAUUGGGAGGUUAUAGGGAAAAUUAGUUUUGUCUUUAAUAUGUUUCUGCACUGGUAGGUUGGUUCAGUAAUAAAUAUGUGAGGCCUUCUAA
This is a messenger RNA of Rhinolophus ferrumequinum (greater horseshoe bat), 395 nucleotides long. Its product is annotated as 60S ribosomal protein L39-like. The record is from RefSeq and is a predicted model, not a curated record. The transcript has a single exon. NCBI's taxonomy places the organism in Eukaryota, Metazoa, Chordata, Mammalia, Chiroptera, Rhinolophidae. Gene Ontology annotation, molecular function: structural constituent of ribosome. The coding region runs from base 42 to 197 and encodes 51 amino acids. Gene Ontology annotation, biological process: translation. Gene Ontology annotation, cellular component: ribosome; cytosolic large ribosomal subunit.